AUGACGUCGAAUAUUGCACAGAAAUCAAAACCCCUCCCCGCUGGUAUCUACUGCCCCGUCGUCUCCCUGUACAAGCCCACGCCGCGCCAGGAGAUCGACUAUGAGGCGUCGUACAAAUACUUCGCAUACCUGAUCCGCGGGGGCGUCGAUGGGCUCGUUAUGGCCGGAACAACCGCUGAAGCUGUGCUUCUCUCCGCAACUGAGCGUCAAGAACUGGUGCGCGUUGCGCGCCGCGCCGCGACAGAUCUCGGAUUGUCUGAUUUCCCCGUCGUGGCGGGCAUCAGCGGACAAUCUACAAACGAGUCCAUUAGGCUUGCGCAGGAUGCACAAGAGGCCGGUGGGGACUUUGGACUUCUCCUCCCGCCGUCGUACUGGGUGAAGGCUGUGACGAAGGAUGUAAUUGUCGACUUUUAUCGUGAGGUCGCUGAUAAUAGUCCGAUUCCGAUUGUGAUUUACAGCUUCCCUGCCAUGUGCAACGGCGUGGAUCUAAACUCGGACGUCAUGUCGGAACUGGCGCAGCACCCCAAUAUCGUCGGCACAAAGCUCACUUGCGGAAACGCAGGGAAGGUUACCCGGUUGACAAACGAGUAUAGCCAUGAGCAAUUUAGUGUCUAUGCCGGGUCGUCGGACUGGCUGCUCCCGUGUCUUAUUGGUGGUGGUUCCGGAUGCGUUACUGGUAUCGGCAAUGUCUUCCCUAAGGGCUUGUGGCUCAGGCAGAAAAGGCGUGCAAGGGAGGGUAUUGCGCCGACUAAAUUCGCUGCUGGGUAUUUUGCUGGCCCUGCUGCUGGGGUUACGGAUGAGAAGGCAUUCUGGCCCAGGAAGCCGUAUAAGCCAUCUGGGAAGGAGAAGCAGGAGUGGGUGGUGAAGGUGAUGCAGCAUCUGGUUGAGAUUGAGCAGUCAAUACCGGAUCGAGCAGGAAAAUAA
Penicillium mononematosum is the source of this 924-nucleotide messenger RNA. RefSeq names its product dihydrodipicolinate synthase family protein. Lineage: Eukaryota; Fungi; Ascomycota; Eurotiomycetes; Eurotiales; Aspergillaceae. The transcript has 3 exons. Gene Ontology annotation, molecular function: 4-hydroxy-tetrahydrodipicolinate synthase activity. Bases 1 to 924 code for a protein of 307 amino acids. The record is from RefSeq and is a predicted model, not a curated record.